This is a messenger RNA of Molossus molossus (Pallas's mastiff bat), 1935 nucleotides long. It is a transcript of the gene LMAN1L, whose product is annotated as lectin, mannose binding 1 like. Lineage: Eukaryota; Metazoa; Chordata; Mammalia; Chiroptera; Molossidae. Gene Ontology annotation, cellular component: COPII-coated ER to Golgi transport vesicle; Golgi membrane; endoplasmic reticulum-Golgi intermediate compartment. Gene Ontology annotation, molecular function: D-mannose binding. Gene Ontology annotation, biological process: Golgi organization; endoplasmic reticulum organization; endoplasmic reticulum to Golgi vesicle-mediated transport. The record is from RefSeq and is a predicted model, not a curated record.
GCAUUUGUUUGCUCUGUUUUUCAUGUAGUUUAUUUGUUGAAGAAACCAGGCUGCUUGGAGGCAUGAGCCAUUGGUAGAGAGCUGAGCAUGACAGUAGAGAGAGCAGGACAGGGACGGAUGGGGUGGAUGCUGGGCACAGUCAGGACAUCCACCUGCAGGACAGAGGCAGCCGGCAGCAUGUGGAGGCCCUUCCUGAGCCAACAGGAGAGACCAGAGCUACUGACAGGUGGGCUUAUCCAUGUGAUCCCUGAGGUCCCUCAGGUGGGGGAGCUGAGGGAAGAUGGAAAGAUGGUCUGAACCGAGGUGCAGGAGCAGAGCUCAGGCUGGCCCAGUGGGGGAGGGGCAGGGCCUGAGGGCAGGCCCAGAAGGAGCAGGAUGUCUGUGUCAGGAGGGAGGGAGAGUGCAGUGCCAAAAGCCAGUACCCAGCUCCUUCCGGAGCCCCUCCCUGGCCUCCCUGCUAGGGAUCCACCCUGGGCCCAGACACCAGAUCUUUUUACAAUACCUGUGGUCAGUGGCCCUGAUCCCUUGCUCUGCCUUCUCCUCCUCCUGCUCGGCCUCCCACAGCCAGAAGCCACUGAGGGGGGCCAUCCUCCUCAGUAAAAGUUUGAGUACAAGCUCAGUUUCAAGGGACCAAGCCUGGGCCUGGAACAUCAUUCUCGAGCCAUCAUGAAGAGCGACACCAACUCUGCCCUACACCAUCUGGGCCUGGAGAAAGUGCAGCUGGCCACACCCAUGCAGAACUAAAGUGGUACAGUGUAGAGUGGGGCCCCUGUCCUCUUCUCUGGUUGGCAGGUGGACAUGCAGAUGAGGGUGACUGGACCAGGGCACCAGGGAACCUAGGGCAUGGCUGUGUGAUACACCCAGCGGGGCUGAGUCAGCUCUUUCCUGGUGGAGCCUGCCUUGAGGGAUGGCAUCAGGAUCCUCUUUGACUCCUCAGCUCAGGAUACCCAGGACAGCCCUGCCAUCCAUGUGCUGGCCAGUGAACAGCACAUCCCCUACAAGCUGCUUCAGUUUCAGGCCCAAGACUUUGUCUUCCUCCUCCAGGCUCUUCGUGGAGGUAGAGCAGCUCCACCUGGGAUGCAGCUAGAAGGGCUAUGGGCAAGGCUGGCUCUGGGCACCAGGGAAGACAUGAUUCCAAAGACUAGGAAGAGGGUAGGAGCCCAGGGAGCAGGGGAAAUAAUUUUUGACCUGGAGGAGACAUUGAACAGACACAAGCAGAUCCUGCAGAAUCUCUCUGAGCACUUGGCCCAGGCUGAGAGGCAAUGGAAGCAGCAGCUGGGGUCCCCAGGUCAGGCCAGGCCUGAGGGAACCUGGGUGAGUAGCCCCCAGAACAUUCAUCCAGGCCUGGAGAAGCUGAGCUCCCUAGGCACUGGAUCCCAUGGCACCAGUGGGCUCCUUGUGUCCAAAAAGAGGAGCAAGCACUAUACUUGGGAACUACUAUCCCCCAAGGACUCUGCCAAGGUCAGCACCCUGCUCAGUGGACAGUGGACUCUGCUCCAGGACCUACUGGGAGACACAGCAACUCACAUGGCUUCAAGAGCCCAGGUCUUCUACCUGCCUGUGGGCAUCAAGCAUCAUUUCUCAGAGUGGGCCCAGAUCCUGAGCCUCCUACAGAAGGACCUGGGCCCAGCAAAAGCAGGAGGCAAGGACCCCUGCCUACAUGACCAGCCCCCAGGGGCAUCCUCAUGCCUGCAGCCCAGCACCUUCCUGUUCUUCCUCCUUAUUCAAACUGUAGUUUUCUCCUUCUACCUGCACUCAGGGCAGGCCAAAGGAGCCACAGAAGGUUCCAGAUCAGGGGAGGCUGUGGUAAAUAAGCAGGAGCUGGAUGAGAGCCUUCAGGACUGUCUCAGCCUUCCCCUGAGUCCUGCACCAUGCAUUCUUAGGGCUCUAGGGGCUCUGAGGAGGCAGGCCCUCUCCCCUAGCAUGCAUGGGUGA